Molecule: messenger RNA, 4527 nt
Organism: Gopherus evgoodei (Goodes thornscrub tortoise)
Lineage: Eukaryota; Metazoa; Chordata; Testudines; Testudinidae
Gene: ASRGL1
Product: asparaginase and isoaspartyl peptidase 1
Exons: 7
Coding region: 203-1141 (312 amino acids)
Molecular function (GO): asparaginase activity
Source: RefSeq, a predicted model, not a curated record
AGGAAGAGAGCAGCUCUUUUUACUAAGGGCAAACAUGCCUGAUAAUUGCUGCUCAGGCGAUCACCAGCCUUUUACACUAGAACCAUCUCAUGCGGAAGUAAGACUGAACAUUUGCAGACCGGUGGCUCCUGUUCCUGUGUCCCCCCUUAAGAUUUUCUACUCAUUAGUGAAGCCUGCAAGAACAACCAUUUGAUUUGGCAGCAUGAAGCCUGUUAUUGUGGUUCAUGGUGGAGCUGGCCGCAUCUUUAAAGAUCGGGAAGAAGGAGCUCGUUCAGGUGUUACCAGAGCAGCAAUGAAAGGUUACAGUAUCCUUAAACAAGGAGGCAAUGCAUUAGAUGCAGUUGAAGAAGCAGUGACAUCAAUGGAAGAUGAUCCACAUUUUAAUGCAGGCUGUGGAUCUGUUUUAAAUGAGAAGGGUGAAGUAGAAAUGGAUGCCAUUAUCAUGGAUGGAAAAAGUCUAGCUUCAGGAGCAGUAUCUGCAGUUAAAUGUAUAGCUAACCCAAUAAAGCUUGCUCGUCUUGUCAUGGAAAAGACAGAGCACAUGUUGCUGACUGACCAUGGGGCAAACCUUUUUGCCAAAGCCAUGGGUGUUCCUGAGAUUCCAGGGGAGAAACUUAUAACGGAAAGAUCCAGAGAGAGAUGGAGCAAGAACCUUGAGCCAGAUUCUAACCCUCAGGAGUUUAAAAAAGACCCUGGAACAGUUGGUGCCGUUGCUAUAGACAAUGAAGGAAACGUAGCUUGUGCAACAUCCACUGGGGGACUCACUAAUAAACUGGUUGGCCGAGUCGGUGAUUCAGCGUGCAUAGGAAGUGGAGGCUAUGCUGAUAACCAUGUUGGUGCCAUCUCUACCACAGGACAUGGAGAAAGCAUGAUGAAAGUGGUCCUAGCCCGACUUAUUCUCUAUCACAUGGAACAAGGAAUGUCACCGAUGGAGGCUGCUGACACUGCAUUGAAUUAUAUGAAAACAAGAGUGGGUGGAUUAGGAGGUGUCAUAGUUGUCAGCAAUUCAGGGGACUGGGCAGCAAGGUUCUCCACCAAGCAGAUGUCUUGGGCAACAGUGAAGGAUGACCAGUUGCAGUAUGGCAUUUACACAGGGGAGAUACAUACGAGCUCUGUUGCAGAAGCACUUGAAUCCAAGUAAUUCUGGGGAUGAAGAAAAGUGGAUAGUACGGCAGGACAAAGAUCUCAGUCUUCAUGGGGAGCAGUGAAAAUUGAUGUUAUCUUUCUGAAAAGAUUUACCCUCUAUUAAAUAUUCCCAGAAUUCACCACAUUUUACAAGCAAACUGGAACUCAGAAGCACUAGGCUUAAAGAUGAUGGAUGUGGAUAUAGUGAUCAAUUAAAUGUCUCUAGAAAACACCAGGGCUGGUGUCCUUUCAAAAACCAGAUGGCGUGUAGGUGUGUAGAAGAGCAUCCCCUCAUGUCUGGGCCUGGCGCAGCUGGCUCUCUUCUAGCACUCUCCGCAGAGACAGUUGCUUAAGCCUUGUAGUGAUCUGCCUCUUCUUGUGAUUCAGCCUCUCCAGCCAGGUCCCACCCCUUUUAGGGUAGUGAAGUCCAACAGAUAAUCCAAUGUCCUUACAAAAGGUCUUCAGCCCCAAUUCUGGCCUACUGUGGUCCUUAAAGCUGCUUAUCUCAGGGCUGUUAAGUCUGUUUUCACUUAUAUCAGGGGUCUCAUGCCAUCUUCCCUGGUGGCUGGCAGGGGAACCCAGGUCCUCCCACUACACUAGGUUCCAGUCCAAGGACCCUUCAACCAGCAGCCGAAGUCUACCAUGUCAGACUCCUUCUGCUGCCUCUCUGGACUUCUUUCUACCAAGUCUGCCAACAGGCCUCUCUCACAACCUCUCUAAAUUCACCCUCCUUUCAGAGCCAGAUCUUCCCCCUGGAAUCUGCCAGUAAAUCUCAUACCACCAAGUGUACAAUUUAACCCAUCUUCACUUUUCAUCCUUCCUAAGUUUCCCUUACACAGUCCCUCAGUUAACCACCUGCCAGAGCUCUCUUUCUGGAAGUCCAGAUCCUGCCCUUUUAUCAGAGCUCACCACACUGAAGCCUUUUCAGUCCUAGUGACUGCACUGUUUCUCACCUGGCCUCUUGCUAGACUUCUCUACCCAUAAGAGGGGUCCAAGGACAACAUUCUUCCUAGACUUCCUCCUCGACCCUCAGGGUCUUGCUACUCUUGAAUGCAAAAUUCUUUUCUCUCUCCCUGAAACCACCUUCUUCCUUUUUUCUAUCUGCUUCCUGUUUUAUGGUAAAGCAGCCUCAGCCUAUGAGGCUAUGACUGCCACCUACAGCAGUUUUUGCAUAAGCAAAAUCUAUAUCCUCUCACCCAGUUCUGUAUCCUUAAAAAAAAAAAAUCAAACACUUUUUUUAAUACUAUCCCACUUUCCCAGUACUCACCAAUUCUUUCAGACUAUAUUCUUUCACCUUGGGUGCAUCUUGGGUGCAUCUCAGUUCUUCAUAAAGAAUUUUUCUUUCUAUGUAACUGCCCCUGCAUUGCCACAGCAGAUGCUUAACUGUUUCUUGGACUUUGCAGGUUUCCAUAACCAAUUUUUGUGCUUGUUUAGUAAAUUACCAUUCAGGUCACAGUGACCUGUUAGCCCUCUAAAUGUAUAGCUACUUCACUUCUUCUUGUCAUAGCUAUUAAGUUAUCCUCAAGUUUAGGACAUAUUUCAUAGGACCUUUGUCCUUUUAUUCUCUGUAGUCCAUAGUUCUUGACAUUCCCUCUUAACCAAACUUUUGAAAGUCCUGUAUACUCAGAGGACUCUUUAUGUCAAUCUCCUCAUUUUAAGGCAUUUUUCACUGCUUUAUCUGCCAUUUUGUUGCCCAGUAUCCCAGCAUGCACCGGAAUCCACGCUAUUAUGAUAGGUAUACCCAACUGUACUCUCUUUAGUUAGGAAUAAUUUAUUGAACCAGUCCUGUUUUCCGAGGCUUCCUUUUCUAAUCACCAUUAUGCCAUUAUGACAGGUAUAUCAGGUCACAAAAUUGGAUAGUCUCAUAGGUCUCUUAAUUUCAGAUUCAGGGAUACAAAAGGCCUUUCCCAAACUGUAUUAUCUCUAGAGCAGUCAAUAUAGGUUUGGCAAUGAAGACCCCAUUUGCCAUAUAUAAACUCGUAAAUUAUAGCCGUCGUAUUUGAUGGUUCUGCUCUUAGCUUUGUUGUAUCAUAUAAUUUCAAAUCCACAACUGGGGAGACAACCAUUGUGCUAUAGUUUGAUUUCCCAUGACUAAGGAUUUUAAUUUCUUCCAGACGUUCCUUUUUAACCCACCUUUUGGCCCUGUUCGCAGGUGGGAGUUUGUCUCUACUUAAUUCCCAACUGUCCUCGUAUAUUUGUUUAGUACUCUUAUCUUUGCUAUUUCCAUUAACCUUAGCUCAGAAGGCUAAAUCUAACAAUUUCUACCUUAAAUUUAGAGGCAUUUCUCAGGUUGCUACCUGCAGCACACAUGAGAGUCCAGAGUCUUAAUACUCGCACAACGUGUUAUUCACAAAGCUUGGGCUUGGAUCAGAUCUGAAUUUUCUUCCUUUUUUGUGUUGAUUUUAGAAGUUGAAUUAAGUCUUGGUAUCCAUAAUGCCCUUUACAGCAUCAACAGUUUGUUCUUAUCUGCACCCCCAGUUGUUCCCAGCAAUACUUUUAAGCAAAUUCAUCCUAUCUUUACAGUUGCUUCUGAUUAUCUAUAACCUUUCCAAGUUAGUUUAUUGAACAUAACUCACGACUGUAAAAUUUUGAACUGAUGUUUUUUUUCUGUAUAGAGAGAGAGGUUCUGUUCUUCCCCAGUCUUCCUUUUUGGUGAAGAUCAUUCCCUUUGUUUGGGCAAGUGAGAACCUAAAUCCCCAAGUAUCUCCCCAUUCUGAAAUUCCUGAGUGCUUCAUUGGUUCUCUCCACAGCUAUCUUAAGUCUUCGAUAUUUGGCCCAUAUAUCACAGUAAUCUGCAAAUAGACUAAUACCUAACUAUUCCUGCCUGUAUAAUCUCUGGGAGAUCAUUAAGAAUAAUGUUAAGCAGGCUUGGCCUGAUAACACUCCCCUGGGAAAUGCCAUUCGUUAAUUUUAUAAAUAUUUGACAAACCUGCCACCACCUGACUUGUAUGGUUCUACCACUUAAGCAGUCUCUUAUCCACCAAAACAUUCUUCCUCUUACUCCAACUGUGGCUACUUUAUACAUGAAGCUUCCCUCUGUAGCAUGUUGUUAUAUGUUUUUCAGUGUCCAAAAAGACAGCUAUCAAAAUCUGUUUUGUAUUUGUUUCUAAUCUUACAAUAUAAUCAACUAUGCAUCUUCCUUUCCUGAAACCACUUUGUACACAGUUUAGUAGCAUACUUGGAAAAAAUGAAAUUAUAAUCUCUCAUUUAUCAGUCUUUUCAUAAUGUUGCCCACACAGGAUGUGAUAGAUCUACAUGCAUCACGUCUUUGUUUAGUUUGCCAGGUUUUCCUAUCAGUAUAACCACCGCUUGAUUCAAUUCUGCUGCUAGUAUUCCGGUUCCUUCCCCACUCUGAACUUUAGGGUACAGAUGUGGGGACCUGCAUGGACACUUGUAAGCUUA